UUUGUUCAAGGCCUGAAACAGAGAGACACAGCACUUCCUGCCUGUCUUCCUGCGUGAACCUGAAACCUCUGCGUUGAGGUGCACCCUCUGUCACCGCUGCACCUCCUCACCUGUCGUCCAUCCUGGACGUCUUUCAUCCAGUUUAAAACCUCGUCCUCUGUGUGGGUCAGGGCUGGUGCCUGGAGCAGAGCAGAGCAGAGCAGAGCAAAGGACCCAGACCGACCACGGCCUGGAUCUCCCUGACAUUUGCAGCAGUUUUCUUUCUCUUCUGAGCCUCAUGUGUGACCAGGACUUAAAGGACACAGAAAAUCACAUUAUUGUCAAAGGUUUACACAGGCUGUUUCUCCGAGUGUGAGAUAUGGACAACCGGCGCUAAAGAUGGGAUCACUAGUGUCGUACGUGGGCCGGCUGUUUGGACACGAGUCUCAGGAAGAGACCGAGAGACACUUGAGAGCUAACGACAGAACUUUCAACCUGUCCUACCGCUAUGCAAACAAUGCCAUCAAGACGUCCAAAUACAACAUCUUCACGUUCCUGCCUCUGAACCUCUUUGAGCAGUUCAGCAGACUCGCCAAUGCCUACUUCCUCUUCCUCAUGAUGCUACAGGUUAUCCCACAAGUCUCCUCGCUGUCCUGGUUCACCACGGCCGUCCCUCUCAUCCUGGUGUUGUCCAUGACAGCAGUCAAAGACGCCGCCGACGACAUUAACAGAAACAGAUGUGACAAGCAGGUCAACAACCGUCUCGUGGACGUCCUCAUCGACGGAGAACUCAAGAGUGAAAAAUGGAUGAACGUUCAGGUGGGAGACAUCAUCAAACUGGAGAAUGAUGAGUUUGUGACAGCAGAUCUGCUGCUGUUGUCCAGCAGUGAACCUCUCAAUCUGGUGUACGUAGAAACAGCGGAAUUAGACGGUGAAACCAAUCUGAAGGUGAAGCAGGCCCUGACUGUCACUGGAGAGAUGGGAGACAACAUUGAUGCACUGGCUCCAUUCAAGGGUGAGGUGCGGUGUGAGCCUCCCAACAACCGUCUGGACAAGUUCAAAGGUACGCUGACUCUGGAUGGACAGGUCUACGCCCUGGACAACGACAAGGUGCUGCUCAGAGGAUGCACGCUGAGGAACACGGAGUGGUGCUUCGGUCUGGUGAUCUUUGGAGGUCCUGACACCAAACUGAUGCAGAACAGCGGGAAGACGACGUUCAAACGGACGAGCAUUGAUCACCUGAUGAACGUGCUGGUGUUGUGUAUCUUUGGUUUCCUUGUGUCCAUGUGCACGGUCAUGGCCAUCGCUAAUUCUCUGUGGGAGACGAGUGACGGUGAGGCGUUCACCGCCUUCCUCCCCCGCGAAGAAGGAAUCAACGCUCCACUCUCCUCCUUCCUCAGCUUCUGGUCGUACGUCAUCGUGCUCAACACAGUGGUGCCCAUUUCCCUUUACGUCAGUGUGGAGAUCAUCCGCCUGGGAAACAGCUUCUUUAUCGACUGGGACAGGAAGAUGUAUUACCCCAAGAGCGACACUCCAGCCCAGGCGAGGACCACGACGCUCAAUGAGGAGCUCGGACAGAUUAAGUACAUCUUCAGCGACAAGACCGGCACGCUGACGCAGAACAUCAUGACCUUCAACAAGUGCUCUAUCAAUGGGAAAUGUUAUGGGGAGCUGUUUGACUUUUCUGGACAUCGGGUGGAAAUAACAGAGAAGACAGAGAAAGUGGACUUCUCCUGGAACCGGCUCGCCGACCUCAAGUUCUCCUUCCAUGACCACAGCCUGGUGGAGACGGUGAAGGAGGGAAAUGCCGCGGCUCAGGCCUUUUUCCGCCUGCUGGCUCUGUGCCACACUGUCAUGCCCGAGGAAAAGAAAGAGGGUGAGCUCAACUAUCAAGCGCAGUCUCCUGACGAGGGCGCUCUAGUCACAGCGGCGAGAAACUUCGGGUUUGUGUUCCGCUCACGUACACCAGAAACCAUCACGGUCGUAGAGAUGGACAAACAAGUCGUCUACGAACUUCUGGCUGUUCUUGACUUCAACAACGUGCGAAAGAGGAUGUCGGUCAUCGUGCGGAGCCCUGAGGGCAAGUUGACUCUCUACUGCAAAGGAGCGGACACCAUCAUCUACGAAAGGCUGGACCCGUCCUGUAACAAACUGAAGAACGUCACGACAGGACACCUCAACGAAUACGCAGGCGAUGGCCUCCGCACAUUGGUUCUGGCUUACAAGGACUUGGACGAGGACUACAUGGAGGACUGGAAAAAGCGCCACUAUGAGGCCUGUAUCGCCAUGGAUGACCGAGAAGAAAGACUUGAUGAACUUUAUGAAGAGAUAGAGAAAGACCUUCAGCUCCUGGGAGCGACGGCUGUGGAGGACAAGCUGCAGGACGGCGUGCCACAGACCAUAGAGCAACUGGCUAAAGCUGACAUCAAAAUCUGGGUGUUGACUGGAGACAAGCAAGAGACGGCGGAGAAUAUCGGCUACUCCUGCAACAUGCUGAGGGAGGAGAUGAAGGGGAUUUUCAUUGUUAAUGCUAACACAGCUGAAGGAGUCAAAGAGGAGCUAGAGAACGCAAGAAGGACAAUGUGUCCGGACUCGCCAGUGGAGCCUAAUGUGAUCAGAGGUCGUGCAGGGCUGUUUUGGACUCAGAAAACUGUGAAUGUGCCGGAUGAGAAGGUGGAUGGAGAUUAUGGCCUAGUUAUUAAUGGACACAGUCUGGCUUUUGCGCUGGAGAAGAACCUGCAGCUGGAGCUGCUGAGGACGGCGUGCAUGUGUCAGACAGUGAUUUGCUGCAGGGUCACUCCUCUGCAGAAGGCCCAGGUGGUUCAACUGGUCAAGAAAUACAAGCAGGCUGUUACUCUCGCCAUCGGGGACGGAGCCAACGAUGUCAGCAUGAUCAAGGCUGCUCACAUCGGUGUGGGCAUCAGCGGGCAGGAGGGCAUGCAGGCCGUCCUCUCCAGUGACUUCUCUUUUGCCCAGUUCCGGUACCUCCAGCGCCUCCUGCUGGUUCACGGUCGCUGGUCCUACCUACGCAUGUGCAAGUUCCUACGAUAUUUCUUUUACAAGAACUUCACCUUUACCUUGGUGCACUUCUGGUAUGCCUUCUUCUGUGGCUUUUCUGCACAGACUGUGUAUGACGAGUGGUUCAUCACCUUGUACAACCUUAUUUACACGGCUCUUCCCAUCCUUGGUAUGGGUAUCUUUGACCAGGACGUGAACGACCGAUGGAGUUUCCAGUAUCCUCAGCUCUACUCUCCAGGCCAGCUAAACCUCUACUUCAGUAAGAAAGCUUUUGUUCGCUGUGUGAUGCACAGCUGCUACAGCUCCCUCAUCCUCUUCUUCAUCCCGUGGGCCGCCAUACAGGACACGGUCCGUGACGACGGCAAGGACAUCGCUGACUAUCAGUCAUUCGCUCUGCUGGCGCAGACUUGUCUGCUUGUUGUGGUGAACAUACAGAUAUGUCUGGACAUCCAUUACUGGACAGCAGUGAAUCAGUUCUUUGUGUGGGGCAGCCUGGCAGCCUACUUCGCCGUCACAUUCACGAUGUAUAGCAAUGGCAUGUUCUUCAUCUUCACCUCCUCCUUCCCGUUCAUAGGCACUGCAAGAAAUUCUCUGAACCAGCCUAACAUGUGGCUGACCAUAUUCCUGACUGCCCUCCUCUGCACUCUGCCUGUGGUGGCGUUCCGCUUCAUCCUCAUUCAGCUUCGACCCACCAUCAAUGACAAGGUGAGGAGUAAAUUUAGAAAGGAGGUGUUGCCGGCUCCAAAGCCUCGACGUCCACCCAUGAGGCGAAUCAGCACCCGCUCCGGAUACGGUUUCUCCCACUCACAGGGCUACGGUGACCUGGUGACAUCGAAAAGGUUCCUGCUGACGCGACCGCUGAAGAGUCGCCCAAUCCUGUUCCCGAAGACAGACUCUGCUCUUGCCGAGAAUCGGCCUCAGCACUACCGCACCAUCAGGGAGGAGCAGGAGGAGGCGCAUGGAGGUCCUUAGAUGAACUCAAGUACAUACUGAGUUUUUAUUUUGGUAACGCACACCAGUGUGAGGAUGCACAGGGUAAAUAUUACUUCCUGGAUCGUUUCCAGAAACUUUUUUAUGUUAAACUGAGUUCGACCCCAGGAUAACACUUUACGUAACAGCUUAGUAUUAACAAUGGUACUAAGGAGAUAAUAUUACAUUAAUACUUCUAAGGUAAUAUUCAGGUAAUGAGAAUUUUGAUAUUUUCAAUUCAAUUCAAUUUUAUUUGUAUAGUGCCAAAUCAUAACAUACAUUAUCUCAAUGCACUGUACAUAGGCAACAUCAAGGAGAGCAGAGAAUCCCAACAGUUCACACAAUGAGCAAACACUAGGCAUCAAUGGCGAGAUGUGCAGUCAUCUGCCUCGACCGGUUGGGGUGAAAGGAAAAUGGGGGACAGAGGAGAGGUGGGGGACACAAAGGGGGGAGAGAAAGGACAAGAGGGAGAUGAGGUAGAGACAGAAGAGAGAGAGAGACCAGGAGCAGAUACACAACAACUGUAUCAAGUUACAAGUUUAUACAGUCAACGAUAUCGACUUUCAAUUAUAGCACAAUAAUAAUGGUGAUGAUAUGUAUGAUAUGAGUAGCCUCGAAAACUGGAUCUCGAUCCUGCAACCUGCAAGAUGAGGAUACAGAGAGAGAGAGAGGGAGGGAAGGAAGGAAAGACACAAACUAGGGAGAGAAAGAGACAAGGUUACUGACAUAUAAAAAGCCAUAUUCAUACCCUGAGUGUGACAGAGUGAAUGUACGUGCACCACAGGAAAAUCCCCCAGCAGUCUAGGUCUAUGAUAGUCUAGGAUAUUACCUCCCCUGCUAGAAAAAAACAGCAUAGCUGUUCACCAGCAUAGACCAGCAUUUCGUUGUGUUUUGGGGCUGGUCCAGCAAAGACCAGCAACAAUAUGCUGGUCUAUGCUGGUCCAUGCAGGUCUACGUUGGUCUAUGUUGGUCCACCAGCAACAAUAUGCUGGUCUAUGGUGGUCCACCAGCAUCAUUAUGCUAGUCUUUGCUGGUCUAUACUGGUCCAUGUUGGUCUAUACUGGUCCAUGUUGGUCUAUACUGGUCCACCAGCAUCAUUAUGCUGGUUCAUCUUGGUCUAUGCUGGUCUAUGGUGGUCUACCAGCAUCAUUAUACUGGUCUUUGCUGGUCAGUGCUGGUCCAUGCUGGUCUCUGUUGGUCCAUCAGCAUCAUUAUGCUGGUCUUUGCUCUUCUAUGCUGGUCCAUGUUGGUCUAUGCUGGUCCAUCGGCAUCAUUAUGCUGGUCCAUGUUGGUCCAUCUUGGUCUAUGCUGGUCUAUGCUGGUCUACUGUGGUCUAUCUGCAUCAUUAUACUGGUCUUUGCUGGUCUAUGCUGGUCUAUGAUGGCACACAAGCAUCAUUAUUAUGGUCCAUAAAACCAGUACCAAACCAGCAUAGACCAGUAUAGAGCAGCAUGGAAACUAGGCUGGUCUAUGUUGGUCUAUGCUGGUCUAUGGUGGUUUUUCCAGCAGGGUUCAGUGGAAUCCCUUGACGUUUUUGAAAUUCAGAAUUAUAAAUAUAACUAUAACACUAUAACACUGUUGUUUCAAUGAUAUGAUUAUCUCCAUAUUAGGUUUUACACUGAUGACUUUGAUAUUUUGACCAUGUUAUUACUGCGCUGUAAUGUGAAGUGUUACCCUUUAACUCUUUAAACUUUUUACUAAUGAAUGAAUGUUGUUGUUUUUUUCACUGUUUUAACAAUGGCAGCAAACCCACAGGAAGCACCGCAGUCAUGUGACCUGUGAUCUACAUUACUCUUGUCCGUCUAUCAAUCAACUUUCACUGUGAUGAAUCUCUGAUUUCACACUGAAAUACAACAACAGAGUAAUAAAUAAAUAGCCUUUAAAGGUUCAUGUUUAGCUUUGGGACAGAAAAAACGUUUGCAGACUAUACUUUAAUGUGUUAAAAUUAGGAAAAAAAAGAUUAAAUUUAUGUCAUGCACACAGUGUUUUAUACAAUAUCUGUUGAGAUUAUGAUAUGACAUGUUUGUUUUGAACCUUUAUCGCGUGUUAUUUUGUCGAUUCUCAGGGCGCCUCGAUUCCUCUGAGGAAGGAAAUCUAUGAUGAACGUUUUUGUUUUCUUUGUCUUUUUACAUGAUUAUUUAUGUUUUAUUGUUGUGAUACUGUGUUUCAGUAAUCUGGAAGUUCCACUUGAUCACAGUGUUGUUUCUGUAAGUACAGCCAGGGGUCAGUGUUGCCUCUCCAGAGUCACUAAUGGGUUUAACUGUCAUAAUAUUAGGGACAGAUGUCAAAUGGCAAAUAAAUACUUCUUUUUUUAAUUAUUUUACCACA
Solea solea (common sole) is the source of this 6294-nucleotide messenger RNA. RefSeq names its product ATPase phospholipid transporting 8B5b (gene atp8b5b). Gene Ontology annotation, biological process: phospholipid translocation; Golgi organization. The transcript has 28 exons. Gene Ontology annotation, molecular function: ATPase-coupled intramembrane lipid carrier activity; ATP binding; ATP hydrolysis activity. The record is from RefSeq and is a predicted model, not a curated record. Gene Ontology annotation, cellular component: plasma membrane. Lineage: Eukaryota; Metazoa; Chordata; Actinopteri; Pleuronectiformes; Soleidae. The coding region runs from base 379 to 3969 and encodes 1196 amino acids.